Molecule: messenger RNA, 2766 nt
Organism: Chenopodium quinoa (quinoa)
Lineage: Eukaryota; Viridiplantae; Streptophyta; Magnoliopsida; Caryophyllales; Amaranthaceae
Product: tryptophan aminotransferase-related protein 2-like
Exons: 5
Coding region: 956-2284 (442 amino acids)
Biological process (GO): amino acid metabolic process
Molecular function (GO): carbon-sulfur lyase activity; transaminase activity
Source: RefSeq, a predicted model, not a curated record
CCUAUAUUUUGACCUCUUAUCAUCCUAAACAUACGCCGCAUAAAUUAAAGAAAAAGAAUCACACCUCUCUUCUUUAUAUAACCCCAAAAUUAGCUAUGUUAUUAUCACUCGUACAUUUAUUAAAAUUGUGAGAAAAUCUCUCUUUAAUCCUACCAUUUUUCAAAUCAGUGGACAUUCAUUCAAUAUGUUUUUGCUAUAAAUACCUUCAAAAUUUAAUUCACUUUUUAUUAUUUUGGUUUUUCUUCUCUCGAAAAACAAACCAAGCUCUAUAAAUCUAUAAUCUCACAUGAUGUUACUUUGUCUCUCUGUUUUUCUUUCCAAUGUGAGAUAAAUCAACAACCCUUUUAAAUAAGAAACACAAACACCCCAUUUUGAUUUAUUUUUUCCCUUCGAAAUCUUCAUUUCUUUCUUUAAAAAAAAUGAUCUUUUUCUUUUUCUUUCACCUAUAAAUUGAGGAGUGAAACCUGAUUUUUUUGGAAUGAAACCUGAUUCUUUUUCUUUCACCUAUAAAUUGAGGAGUGAAACCUGAUUUUCUCUCUGUUUUUCUUUCCAAUGUGAGAUAAAUCAACAACCCUUUUAAAUAAGAAACACAAACACCCCAUUUUGAUUUAUUUUUUCCCUUCGAAAUCUUCAUUUCUUUCUUUAAAAAAAAAUGAUCUUUUUCUUUUUCUUUCACCUAUAAAUUGAGGAGUGAAACCUGAUUUUUUUGGAACCUUCGUCCCCAAUUUACACGUUUUUUUCAUUUUUCAUAAUUAAUUUUCUUUAAAAUAAAAUCUACUCCCUUUUAUUUUCUUUCAAUUGCGUAUUUCAUCAUCUGGGUAUUACUGAUAAACCUGAAAUUAGUUAUUUUAAUAUUUGGGUAUUGUCAAAAAUCUAAAAAUUUUAACUGGGUAUUGCUCAAAACACUCAAAGAUUCAAUCUUGUUUAAAAAUAAAAUAAAUAAAUACAUAUAAUAAUGGGGAAAGGUUUAGAAGGAUGGUCAGUGAGGCAUUUAUUAAUGGUGUCAGUAGCUUUGAAUGUAUGGUUAGUGCUAAAGUUAGCGUAUUAUGAUGGAAAUACCAAUUUUGCUACUGAAAGGAUCUUUAACGGAUUUUGUGCAAAUGAAAAGCUUCAUAAACAAUCUCCUUUUACUUCUUCUUCAUCUUCUUCACUGGCGGUUGCUGCAGGAGAGAAGAAAGCUAUUACUGUUGAUGAUGGAAGAGUUAUUAACCUUGAUCAUGGCGAUCCGACAAUGUAUGAGAGGUAUUGGCAACAAGCGGGAGACAAAACAUCACUUUUGAUCUCGGGAUGGCAUUCUAUGAGUUAUUUUUCUGAUAUCAAGAACCUUUGUUGGUUUCUAGAACCACAAUUCGCAAAGGAGGUUAUACGAUUGCAUGAUAUUGUAGGAAAUGCUGUCACAAAGGACCGGCACAUUGUGGUUGGCACUGGCUCAACACAGCUGUUCCAGGCUGCAUUAUAUGCUCUCUCAUCACCUGGAGGGACAAAGCCAAUAAGCGUGGUUUCUUCUACACCGUAUUACUCUUUUUACCGCCAAGUGGUCGAGUAUCUGAAGUCUGGGCUCUACACAUGGGCUGGUGAUGCAGCCAUUUUCGAUAAAGAUGAGCCUUACAUUGAGCUGAUCACUUCUCCUAACAAUCCAGAUGGGUUUAUGAGACAACCUAUUGUCAAUCGAAGUGGAGGGAUGUUGAUUCAUGACUUUGCUUAUUACUGGCCACAGUACACUCCUAUCACUUCACCAGCUGAUCAUGAAAUUAUGUUGUUCACUGUCUCUAAAACCACUGGACAUGCUGGAAUGCGUAUUGGCUGGGCUAUUGUCAAGGAUAAAGAAGUAGCUAAAAGAAUGACCAAGUUCAUAGAGUUAAAUAGCAUAGGAGUUUCCAAGGAUUCACAGCUUCGAGCAGCAAAAAUUUUGCAGGCUGUCUCGGAUAGCUGUGAGCCUGCUGGUGAUAGCCGGAACUUUUUUGAGACCAGCUAUCAUCAUGUAGCACAUAGAUGGCAGCAGUUGAGAAAGGCAGUGGAAGAGAGCAGGCUUUUCAGUACUCCUGAGUUCCCAGCUGCUUUCUGCAAUUACACUGGUCGAUUGUUUAGUACCCAACCUGCCUUUGCAUGGUUGAAGUGCAAAGAUGAGAUUGAAAACUGUGAAGACUUCCUCCGAAGCCACAAGAUUUUGACAAGAAGUGGAAAACAUUUCGGCAUGAGCCUCAAAUUUGUGAGGAUAAGCAUGUUAGACCGAGACUCAAAUUUUGAUCUAUUUAUUAAGAGGUUGUCAGAAAUGCGCUUAUGAAUCUGAGAAUUGAUUUCCAGGGAGAGGAAGAGAAGAAUCUCCAGACUUAGUAUAUUAGCAAAAAUUGACCUUCAAGAACACUUUCUAACAUGUAUCUCUGUUUUAGGGCUCUUAAGCCUUGAAACUCAUAUAGCUUCUAGUAAAGUUAUAAUAUUCCUAGAGAAUUUUUUUAGGUACAUGGGAUAUAAGAGUAAAUGUAGGUUGUAGGACUACUGGAUUGGGUUGUGAGUUUAUACCCUUUGAACUGCAGUAAACAGAAAUAUGCAGGAUGAAUAUACACAAAUAAUUUGCAUGCCAUAGAUAAGGCGGCAUAUAUUGCAUUACACAAGCACAUCUCUCACCUUGGUCGAGCGUUUGAAUAUGAAGCUUGCUGUCACUCUUGCUUGGAUUUGUAGUCACAAAAAUCUUUUAUAUGUUUAGCAGGCCAAUACAGUAUAAAUUGAGCAUAUUGUACAAUAAAAAUGAGCAUAUGUUUAUACUUG